Messenger RNA from Diuraphis noxia (Russian wheat aphid), 1591 nucleotides. RefSeq names its product LisH and WD40 domain-containing Lis-1 (gene Lis-1). NCBI's taxonomy places the organism in Eukaryota, Metazoa, Arthropoda, Insecta, Hemiptera, Aphididae. The record is from RefSeq and is a predicted model, not a curated record. Gene Ontology annotation, molecular function: protein binding.
AUGCUAUUAAAUAAAGCAAUUGCUGAUUAUCUUAGUAGCAAUAGUUAUCACAAUGCCUUAGAAGGAUUAAAAAAAGAUGCUGAUAUGCCUGGUGAAGUAGAAAAUAAAUAUGGUGGUUUACUUGAGAAAAAAUGGACAUCUGUAAUCAGAUUGCAAAAGAAGGUAAGCGAACUUGAAUCCAAACUUUCUGAGUAUGAAAAAGAAAUUAAUUCUGGAGCUCCAAAAAGAGCGUUGCGUUCCCCGAGUGAUUGGAUACCAAGAGCUCCUGAAACACACUGUUUAACUGGUCAUAGAGAGACUGUCAUCAAAGUUAUUUUUCAUCCUAUUUUUAAUAUUCUUGUAUCUGCAAGUGAAGAUGCCACUAUUAAAAGUUGGGAUUAUGAGACUGGCGAGUAUGAGAGAACUUUAAAAGGUCAUACAGAAGCUAUUCAAGAUAUUGCAUUUGAUGAAAGUGGCAAACUAUUAGUUUCCUGUAGUGCUGAUAUGAGCAUAAAGCUGUGGGAUUUCAGUCAAACAUAUGAAUGCAUCCGUUCCAUGCACGGUCAUGAACAUAGUGUAUCUGGAGUAUGUUUUCUAAAAGGAGGAGAUUUCAUAGUUUCUUCUUCAAGAGAUAAAACAAUUAAAAUGUGGGAAGUAAAUACCGGAUAUUGUGUUAAAACAUUUACUGGUCAUCGGGAAUGGGUCAGAAAAGUCAAAGUUUCUCCCUGUGGUCAAUUUUUAGCUUCAUGUUCUAACGAUCAUACAGUUAAAGUUUGGAUAAUUGCUGCAACUCAGUGUAAAGCCGAUCUUCGAGGACAUGAACAUGUAGUUGAAUGUAUAGCUUGGGCACCAGCUGCAUCGUCAUCUGCAAUUAAUGAAGGAGCUGGGGUAGAUCAGAAAAAAAAUGGUUAUGAAGGACCUUUUAUUAUAUCAGGAUCAAGGGAUAAAUCAAUUAAGAUGUGGGACGUUGCAUCACGUUCAUGUUUAUUUACUAUGAUUGGACAUGAUAAUUGGGUACGCGGUUUAGUGUUUCAUCCUGGUGGUAAAUAUGUUAUAUCAGCAAGUGAUGAUAAAACACUUAGAAUUUGGGAUUUGGCAAACAAACGUAAUAUGAAAACACUAUUAKCUCAUKGGCACUUUUGUACAACAGUUGAUUUCCAUAGAUCACAACCAUUUGUAAUAACAGGUAGUGUAGACAAAACUAUAAAAGUUUGGGACUGCCGCUAAUAAUUUUUGUUUAAAAAUAUAAACAAUAUGUUCAUUAUUCUUUGCUAAUUUUUAACAGUAUCUCCACAAUGAUGUUUUCUUUUUCUAGUCUGUCAUAGAAGUGUAGGUAGUUUAUCUCCAAGUUGUAUUUGUAUAAAAGGAGCACGGCAUUUUUUUUAUAAAGAAAUGGCUCACUUCUUUAUGUAUUGUAGGUAUGUAUUAUUUUUUCUCAUUACUAGUUUUUAAUAAAGUUUUAGGUUUAAAAUAAAAUAUUAUUUUAUUUAAAUACCUGCUUUUCAUUUAUGACAAUGUACAAUUUUGUUAAAAUACUCUUAUUUUAAUUAAACAUUUGAAUUUAUAAUUAUUUUUUUAUAUAAUGCUUAACUCAGAGAUCAGCUUAAUUGAA